UCUCGCCUCGAUCGCGACAUCUAUCUGUUACCUCUCUCUCGUGGGUGUGUCCUUCCGCCGGCAUGGCGGAGCAGCUCAUCUCCACGGCCGUGCAACACACGCUGCCCGAUAGCUACGUCCGGGCGGUUCCAGAGGUCGUCCCGGACGCCGACAUCCCCGUCGUCGACCUCGCCAACCCCGACCGCGCCGCCGUCGUCACCCAGAUCGGCGCCGCCUGCAGCUCCCACGGCUUCUUCCAGGUGCUCAACCACGGGCUGCCGCUGGAGCUCAUGCUCGAAGCGAUGGCGGUGGCGCACGAGUUCUUCCGCCUCUCGCCGGAGGAGAAGGCCAGGCUCUACUCCGACGACCGGGCCAAGAAGAUGCGCCUCUCAACCAGCUUCAACGUGCGCAAGGAGACUGUGCACAACUGGCGCGACUACCUCCGGCUGCACUGCCACCCGCUGGAGCAGUUCGUCCCGGAGGGGCCAGCCAAUCCGCUGCCCUUAAGGGAUGUCAUGGGCACAUACUGCAAAGAGGUCCGGGAGCUCGGGUUCAGGUUCUACGCGGCGAUAUCGGAAAGCAUGGGGCUGGAGCAGGACUACGUCAAGAAGGUCCUCGGCGAGCAAGAGCAGCACAUGGCGGCCAACUUCUACCCCAAGUACCCGUCGCCAGAGCUGACCUACGGGCUCCCGGCGCACACGGUCCCCAACGGCCUCACCACCCUGAUGAUGGACGAGCAGGUCACCGGGCUGCAGGUGCUCAAGGAAGGCCGUUGGAUCGCCGUCAACCCGCGGCCCAACGCGUUCGUCGUCAACCGCGGCGACCAGUGGCUGCAGAACUGCAUCCACAUACAUAAUCAAGACAAAACCCUUGGCGGGGCAGCAGUCGGUGCGGCAUCACGCGGCACGGAAGCAGGCGGUGCGGCAUCACGAGGCGCGCUAGCAGGCGGCGUGGGAGCAGGCGGCGCGGCCAAGGUCUCCGCCGCGGCGAGAAUGAUAAAUGCCUUGGCCAAUGUCACUAGCGCGGUCGUCGACAUCUUCAAAUGCGCCAACGCCAACGACGAGUGACGGCAGGAAAUACAUAAGGGAAGUCAACAGCCGCCUUCUCCUCCUCCAAGAAAGAAAGUUAGGGUUCGUGCCUCUCGCCGUCGCUGGCGCAGGUCCGCCUCGUCUCCGAUGGCCCUAGGGCCAUGGAGGCGCAGUGGAUCCUGUCAAGGGCCGGCGGGAGGGCUCCAUUUUUAGCCGAUUUUUUCAAUCUUGCUAGGGUUUGUGUCCUGCUCACGAAGGCGAGACGGCGGCGGCUCCUUGAAGAUGGAAUAAAGGUCUCCCCGCCUAGCCCCGUUCCGGCAGUGCGUCUAGCAUCGUUGGUGGGCGUGUGGAGAUGUGUCUCCGGCAGAUCUAUCUUUGGUGGAUUUGCUCGGAUCUCGUCGUUGUUUAUGUACAUUCGUGUGUUUUCGAUUUGGAUCCUUCCGAUCUACGUUAUUUUUAUCGGCGGCGGUUGCUGUUAUUGGGUGUUGGUCCUAUGGGGGCUUAACACGACGAUUUCUCGACUGUCUACUACAACAAGGUGUGCCCGACUCUGGCGAUGGAGGGGUAAUGACGGUGGCGCGCCUUCGGCUCGCUUCAGUGCGUGUAGUCGUCGUUAGGUGGUCUUUGGA
Molecule: messenger RNA, 1636 nt
Organism: Triticum dicoccoides
Lineage: Eukaryota; Viridiplantae; Streptophyta; Magnoliopsida; Poales; Poaceae
Product: flavanone 3-dioxygenase 2-like
Exons: 4
Coding region: 63-1046 (327 amino acids)
Source: RefSeq, a predicted model, not a curated record